Messenger RNA from Frankliniella occidentalis (western flower thrips), 1868 nucleotides. Its product is annotated as UPF0746 protein DDB_G0281095-like. The record is from RefSeq and is a predicted model, not a curated record. NCBI's taxonomy places the organism in Eukaryota, Metazoa, Arthropoda, Insecta, Thysanoptera, Thripidae.
GAACACCACCAGCAGAUGCGCCAGGAACAUCACCAGCAGUCGCGCCAGGAGCACCAACAGCAGAUGCGCCAGGAACACCACCAGCAGAUGCGCCAAGAGAGCCAUCAACAGAUGCGACAGGAGCAGCAGAUGCGGCAGCAGGUGGUUCAAAGCCAGCAACAACAGCAGCAGCAACAGAUGCGGCAGGAGCAGCAAAUGCGUCAGCAGGUGGUUCAAAGCCAACAGCAGCAGCAGCAACAGCAGCACCAGCGCCGCUCCUGGUCAUCCAGCAUCCAGCAGGACCAACUUCGCAUUGGCGGAAGCAUUAUAGGCCAGCAGAUCGAGUCCCGAGUGACGCCGGUGGCCGGCAUGUCCUCGGCCAGCAUCAACCAGCGGACCAUGGUGUCGCGGCGCUCCAACGCCUCGAACAUCUCCAGCAUCCUGGCCGACAGCAGCACCACCAGCAGCAGCAGCAUGAGGGUCACCUCCCUGUACAAGAGCGAGUUCGAGCCACGCGUGGUGGGGCCGUGCCCUGCCGCCAGGCUGGCCGGCGCCGCCGACCCCUCCCCCUUCAAGCACACGAGGGACACCAAAGCGCACAAGUUCUUCCUGCCCACCGUGUCGAACUGACCCCGGCCACAGGGGCCCGAGAGGGCCCACGAGGCCUUUGACUGGAUAGACCGACAGAACGUCCUCUGUAGAGUCACGAUACGUUUACUGGCGUAACAUUUACUCUGCUAUUAUUUAUUAUUACGAGAAUGAGUUGUGAAAAUACUUUAGUGGUUUAAAGAAACCACUUGGCGGUUUGCCAUCUAUAUUUCGGCAUUCCGUCCUUGGGACUGAACUAAAUAGUGCCAAUAAGCAGUUAUUUGAAUUUCUGUGUAAAUAAAAUACCCACGUGAGUGGGUUACUUUAAGUUCCACCAGGAAAAAAAUAUUUAUUGUGUAGAUCAACUAACAUAGACAAAUAUGCACUUAGUAGAGCUUUUAAGGUUGCCUGCACUUCAUCCAACUGCAUGUAAGGCCUACCUGCUCUAGGUGAUUUUAUAGAGCUGUUGUUUUGUUUGUUUGUUUUUUUACUGCUUUUAGAUUUGUAAGCAAAGUAUCAAAUAUUGGGUGAAUGUGAUAAAAGAUCUAUUGUGUGAACUUUUCGUACUUUUAUAACAAUAGUAACAGUUACUUCUGAGAUGAAGAACCCAGUAUAAUCUGUGAUACAAAAUUCGAGAGAGGGAAGUCCCUGCCAACAUGAGGGAUUGAUACAAAAGGUUGUGAGUGCCAUACUGAUUUCCCCAAGUCACUGACGAGUUACCAAACUUUUACUGCAGUCUGAUAUGUCGCAUUCCUAUUUUUCAAAUAUGCUCUAUUGUCAUGUUCACAUAGGAGAUAUCUACAAUAACCAAGUUAAGCUACUUCCUCAUUGGGUGUUGAACUUAUAAGAGGAAUUACAAUGAACUGUUCCAUACCAGAUGGUUCACAAUUUUGCAGUUAUACUGUAGCCUGCAUAGUACCAUGAAUAUGGCGCCGAGCCAAUAGGCAACCCACUCUACAUUAAGGUACAAUAUAACUACGAAAUACAGGGGGAUAUCAGCUGAGUAGUCCACAAAACUUCCAAUAAUGUAGAUUUGUAAGUUGGAGAACAAUGUGAAAUACACAUUAUAUUUUUCAUACAAAAUUAUAAUUGCUAUUAUUCAAAACUGCUGUAUGUAGCAAUUUGUGAUAACUGACAAAGUUAUGAUGGUGACUUUUUUUUGUGUCUAACUUUUGUUUGCUUUGCCCUUUUAACUUUCUUAAGCUAUAUCAGAAGCACAUGGCACAAAGCAGUGUGGUUUUCUAGAACUGUUUUUGAUUGUUUUAUUGAAAUUCAAUAAAGAAUGCUUUAUUUUACUAUUA